Eremothecium sinecaudum is the source of this 525-nucleotide messenger RNA. RefSeq names its product peptide alpha-N-acetyltransferase MAK3 (gene MAK3). The record is from RefSeq and is a predicted model, not a curated record. Gene Ontology annotation, molecular function: protein-N-terminal amino-acid acetyltransferase activity. The coding region runs from base 1 to 525 and encodes 174 amino acids. The transcript has a single exon. Lineage: Eukaryota; Fungi; Ascomycota; Saccharomycetes; Saccharomycetales; Saccharomycetaceae. Gene Ontology annotation, cellular component: NatC complex. Gene Ontology annotation, biological process: N-terminal peptidyl-methionine acetylation.
AUGAUAACGUAUAAGCAGCUUGAUCUGAGCUCAGAUGUGCAAUUCAACACUAUUAAAAAACUAAUCGAUGAGGAUUUGAGUGAACCCUACUCAAUAUAUGUUUAUCGCUAUUUCUUAAACCAGUGGCCUUCACUAGCCUAUCUGGCAUACGAUUCAUCCUCCCCUGAAACCUCGAAAGAACCAAUAGGCUGCAUAGUUUGCAAAGCUGAAUCUCAUAGGAAAGUGCGGAAGCGAGGUUAUAUUGCGAUGCUUGCAGUCAGCCGUUCUUAUAGGAGCCAAGGAAUUGCGAAGAAGCUGAUCACUCUUGCUAUCAGUGAGAUGGUUAAACAACAGUGCGAUGAAAUUAUGCUGGAAACAGAGUGUAGCAAUAAAGUUGCCCUACAUCUGUACGAAUCUAUAGGUUUUAUUCGUUUAAAACGAAUGUUUAGAUACUACCUUAACCAGGGCGACGCUUACAAACUGAUUCUGCCGAUUACUGAUAGAAGCUGCCAACGUAGCACGUUUCUGUGUGCAAACGAAUCAUAG